Messenger RNA from Protobothrops mucrosquamatus (brown spotted pit viper), 2586 nucleotides. RefSeq names its product vomeronasal type-2 receptor 26-like. Bases 1 to 2586 code for a protein of 861 amino acids. Gene Ontology annotation, cellular component: membrane. Lineage: Eukaryota; Metazoa; Chordata; Lepidosauria; Squamata; Viperidae. The transcript is spliced from 7 exons. Gene Ontology annotation, biological process: G protein-coupled receptor signaling pathway. Gene Ontology annotation, molecular function: G protein-coupled receptor activity. The record is from RefSeq and is a predicted model, not a curated record.
AUGUUGGGCAGCGGUGGGAAGGCUGACCAAAGCAGCAGGUGGAGUGCCAGAGGCUCGGGGAGGGAGGCUGCUGAAGUGGGCAGUUGGGCCACUAGCAAGAGCAACGCGGAUGAGUGGAAAGUGGCCUCAGAACAAGUGGGGGAGAUUCAGGAUCAAUGGGAAUAUUACAGGCCUGGUGAUCUGAUUAUUGGUGGGAAUUUACCUCUGGCAACCAUUUCUUCUGCAAGCAUCCCAGACUUUCAAAAAGACCCAUUCCUUCUUACUUAUCGAAUGUUACAUGAAUCCAAGAGCUACCAGCAGUUCCUAGUCUUGAUGUUUGCAGUUGCAGAAGUCAACAAAGGUCUGGUUCUCCUCCCAAACAUCACUCUUGGCUUCAACAUUUAUAGCAAUUUCCAGGUUGAGAGGAAGAUUUUCCUAAUCAGCUUCUUUCUGCUCUCCUCACAAAACCAAAUGGUUCCAGGUUAUAAAUGUGAUCAGAAGGACAUUCUGCUUUCUGUUAUUGGAGGUUUCAAUUCCAAAUCCUCAAGGCAGAUGGCUUCCAUCUUCAGCAUCUUCAAGGUCCCACAGCUUGGUGCUGAUUUUGAUUUCACUCAGAUAGACAGAAAAGUUUAUCCUUCCUUCUUCCGGAUUAACCCCAAUGAAUUUCAUCAGUACGUGGGUUUACUCCAGCUGCUCCUGUAUUUCCAGUGGAACUGGGUUGGGCUGGUAGCCCCUGAAGAUGACAGUGGAGACCAUUUCAUCUCAUCUCUGAUGCCAAUGCUUGAGGAGAAGGAGAUCUGCCUAGCUUUCACUGAAAUGUUGAAAUCAGAUAAUAUUUAUAAUACAGUGACAAAAUUACUUCGUAUUUUCCCAACUUGGUCUAAAACUGAAGUGGUUAUUCUCUUUGGUGAUUCUAAUAGUAUUACUAGUGUACAGGUGGCUCUGUAUACUCAAGAAAAAUUGAGACACACACCAUUUUGGAAAGUUUGGAUCUUAACUUCUCAUUGGAAACUUAGUGUAGUGGGAUCUCGAGACAUAUUGCAAGUUAUAAAGCCUUUCCAUGGGGCUUUACAUUUUAGGGGCCAUACCGAGGAUGUCCCAGAAUUUAGCCAUUUUCUCCUGUCUUUAGACCCUUUGAAUCCACAAAGGGAUGUUUUUCUCCCACUAUGGUGGGAAAUGGUCUUCGGUUGCAAGAUUCACAAAGCAGGCAAUAUCCCUCCAAAGGGUGAAAAACAAUGUACAGGAAAAGAGAAUUUACACAAUCUGCCAAAUUAUAUUUUUGAAACAAGAAUGACAGAUGAAAGUUACAACAUCUACAAUGCCAUAUUUGCUGCAGCACAUGCAUUACACAGAAUGUAUGGAUCAGGAGCACGACCAACCAUGACAAGACUUAGAAAGAGAAUCUCAAAUGUCCAGUCAUGGCAGAUUCUUUCCAGUUUGAGGAACGUCCAGUUCAACAACAGUGCUGGAGAAGAAGUCUUCUUCUCAGAAAAUGGACUGGGAUCUGCUCGUUAUGAUCUUUUCAACUGGCUUUUCCUCCCGAAUCAAUCUUUUGUCCCUGUGAAAGUUGGAGAGAUAGAUCCUAGGGCUCCCCCAGGUCAAGGUUUCAGCAUUAACUCUGAACAAAUCAUUUUAGCUACAAAGCACUAUCAAACUCCCGUGAAAUUUAUAUACCUCUUAGAGAAGGAAGAUAUCUUUAUAGAUGCAGAACACUGUGACCCUUGCCCAGAAGAUCAAUACCCCAAGAAGGACAAUGACCAGUGCAAAGCCAAGAAGGUCCAUUUCCUAGCCUAUGGAGAGAGUUUGGGAUACACCAUAGUUUUCCUCACUCUUUCUCUCUCCAUGAUCACAUUGGCAGUCCUGGCAAUUUUCCUUAAAUACCGUGACACACCUAUUGUCAAGGCCAACAAUCGAGAUCUCACCUACAUCCUUCUAGUCUCCCUCCUGCUCUGUUUCCUCUGCUCCUUCCUCUUCAUUGGUCAACCUAUGAAGCUGACCUGUCUCUUCCGACAAACCACCUUUGCCAUUCUUUUUUCCCUUGCGGUUUCUUCUGUGUUGGCAAAGACUGUCAUGGUGGUUCUGGCCUUCAUGGCCUCCAAGCCAGGGAACAGGGCAAGGAAACUCUUAGGAAAACCAUUGACCAAUUCCAUUGUCUUAGGCUGUCCCCUGAUCCAAGCAGUUCUUUGUGCCACCUGGCUGGGAACCUCUCCCCCAUUUCCAAACUUGGACUUCCACUCACUGAUUGGUGAGACCAUCUUGGAAUGUAAUGAAGGCACACCUUCAAUGUUUUUUAUUGUCCUCGCGUACCUUGGCUUUUUGGCCCUCAUCAGUUUCACAGUGGCCUUUUUAUCUAGGAAAUUGCCUGAUAGUUUUAAUGAAGCCAAGUUCAUUACUUUUAGCAUGCUAGUCUUUUGCAGUGUUUGGAUCACCUUCCUUCCCAGUUAUAUGAGCACCAAAGGGAAGUCCAUGGUGGUUGUGGAGAUCUUCUCCAUUUUGGCCUCUGGAACUGCUCUCUUGGUUUGUAUCUUUUUUCCCAAAUGCUACAUUAUCCUAUUGAGGCCCAAUCUGAAUUGUAGAGAGAAUAUAAUGAGGAAUAAGAAUCUCUGA